AGAUCUGGUCCAAAAAUCUGCCUCUUUUGCGGUCACCCAAUCCUGUUGGUUAGUGCCUCACCAUGGCCCCGGGCAGGCCAGGCCCUCCCUGGCCGUGAGCAGCAAUGACCCACAUCGCCUUUCCGCCUUUAGAGAAAGGCACACGGCAGUAGGGGAGGGCUGAGACAGGAGUCAGGAUUGCUGCUUCCCUUCCCUUUUAUUUUUCGGUACAGAGCGUUCUGUUGUUGGCUGUUUCCAGGCGCAGAAGAUUUAGCCAUCAUUCAAAUCGGCAUUUAGAAUGUAGUACGUGCUGUGGGGGUGCGUAGAUUGUUGGUUAUUGUUGCUGGCGAGAUGGUGUAUGGCUGGUUGUGAUGGAGGCGUACUGGCUGUGAUGAGGUGAGAGAGGGUCACACAGACCCCGAGUCCAGAAACAGAAAGGUGUCGGCAAUGUGUGCUGGUCUCGGUUUCUCCGUCAGGAAAGAGUAUGUUUGCGAAGCGGCGAAGCAGGUGAUUGUAACCAGGGGCUUCUUCUUGGCAUGUUCUAUUGAUGGCUUGGAGGUUGACACCGAGGAGGAAGAAAUCUUGCCUGCCUCGUCGAGUUUUUCAAACAAUGAUGAGCUGUGCAUUGUAAAUAGGCUAUGGGCUCCUGCUUACGACAUUAUUCUCGCAGCAUAGAUCGUUCGAAAUAAGUGACGUGUGGCAACGACAUGAACCGUGCAAAGGGAAAAAAACUGUGCAGUCAAUCUAAUAAGGAUUCUCUUCCCGAAGCCGGAACUAAAGCUUUGGGUACAGGAUUAGGCUAGGGCGCACAACAAACGAGCACUCUUGCACAGCGCUCAGGCAAAGAGCACCAUUGUUUACACAAAUUGGUGCCGACACAUUUUGCUGUUUCAAAUUCAAAAGAUGUUUAAACUGGCUACUCUUUGAAGAACUGGGAUUUGAAUCGCGCUGAGAAUAUCCGAAUGGCAGUAGUUUAGCGUAUCUCGGGGGCCAGAGGUGGCAUCGUCUAGAGUUAUAACGAGUUAAGUCAGCAUGAAGACCAUUGUGGUGGCUGGGACAUGCAGUGGGGUUGGCAAGACUUCAAUUGCUGUGGGACUCAUGGCAGCCUACACCCGACGAGGGUUGCGGGUCCAGCCUUUUAAAAUUGGGCCAGAUUUUUUAGAUCCAAUGCACCACACUGCUGCUACAGGUCGCAAUUCCUACAACUUGGAUAGUUGGAUGCUGAGCAGGGAGGUGAACCUGGCCUGUUUCAGGGCACGAGCUGCCGACACAGAUGUUGCGAUCGUUGAAGGGGUCAUGGGCCUGUACGAUGGUCGGGAUGGUAGAUCUGAUGUAGGUAGCACUGCCGAGAUGGCGAAGCUUCUGUCUGCACCUGUGUUAUUAGUACUUGACUGCUGGACAUUGGCACGCAGCGCGGCAGCUAUUAUCCGAGGCUAUACUACUUUUGAUCCUGCCCUUGAUUUCGCUGGUGUUGUGUUCAACAAGGUUGGAAGCCCUGCUCAUACUGCAUGGCUUACAGAGGCUGUGCAGGCAACCGAGUCUGGAAUUCAGGUUCUAGGAGGUCUGCCGAAGGUAUCUGGAAUUCAGCUUCCUCAGCGGCACCUCGGCAUACAAUUGACGGAGGAUGAGGGCAAGUCAUUGGGUUGCAUUCAGCAGCUUGCUGAUUUGGUAGAGCUGUAUAUCAAUUUAGAUGCUGUCUUGGAGUCAGCUGGAGUGUGUGAACCCUUGAAUAGCUAUAGCAGCGCAGAGUUGAGCGAUGAGGCAAGCCAAUGUAGUAGUCCCUUAUCACCAGCAUCACCAGCGUCACCGCCUGGAGGGAAGUAUGUUCGCAUUGGAAUUGCACGAGACGAGGCUUUCUGCUUCUACUACCAGGCCAAUCUAAAUCUUUUGGAAGAAGCUGGAGCAGAACUUGUUUAUUUUUCUCCAUUGAGGGACUUGCUUCCGCCCAGGCUGGACGCGAUUAUUUUUGGAGGGGGUCAUCCAGAAAUUCAUGCCGAGCGAUUGACAGCCAACAAACCAAUGUUAUAUGCUGUGCGGGCUUUUGCACUUGCGGGAGGGAUUGUCUAUGGCGAGUGUGGAGGCCUCAUGUACUUGUCACAAGCCAUUGAGGGCUCUGAUGGGGAGGUAUUUCCUAUGUGCGGAGUAUUCCCCUUCGCUAUUCGCACUCAACCACUCAAGCAUGAAGGCUAUGUGAAGGUGACUCCUCGAAGUGAAUGUGUACUUUUUCCGGCAACCAUCGGCGAAAUUCGUGGACAAGUGUAUCACUCCAGUGAGAUUUUUUAUCCUUCGGGGAAUCAAGUCACUGAUUGCCCAAGAGGGUUGACGAUGAAAAUCGAUUAUGACGAAGCACGAGAGGAACUCGAAGGAUUCAUGCAGGGAAAUGCAAUGGCGAGUUUUGUACACCUGCACUUUGGCAGCAACCCUACAAUGGCACCUGCAUUUGUGGAACGAUGCAGAACAAAUACCACAAAAGCAGCUGCUGUUGCUGCUGCAUCAGCAUCAGCUGUAGCAGGAGCAGGGCCUGUAGCAGCUGCUGCUGCUGGGGCAGCUGCGGCUGCGGCUGUAGCGGCAGCGUUGGGGGAAGCUUCACAGGAAUUGGUUCCGUAUCAUUCUAGCAUCACACUCACUGAACUUGAACCUCCUGGAAGCAGUACAAAACCUCAGUACCUAUCCAGAAGUCUUCUGACUGCUCAAGAGGAGGGCUCUCAUACGCGGAUCUUUGAGAGGAUGAGAUCUUUGUCCCCCCAAGCAUUUUCUGAUGUAAUGUUUGAAGGUCCUCAAGCAGGGCAAAUUCGGCGUUCGGAGUCUUUUGAUCUGGGACGUAGUACAAGCGGAAAUGGUAGGUUAGUCAGGUCUGAGUCGGAAGUGUGUAUUAGCACUGGUGCCAGUCAGUGUUAUGGUAAUGAUAGUUUAAAUGUAGGUCACCACAGAGGGCACCAUAGAGGUAAUAGUUUUAGUGAGUAUUCAGAUCAUAUUCAGCACGAAACCACAAGAAUGAGGCCUUCUGAUCACGUGGGUAAGUCGGAAACUGUAGCCUACAAUGGCAAUCAUCACUCGAGCUCUGGUUUACCGAUGGUUAGAGUCACAAGCAGUACGAACGAUCAGUCCAUUCGCAAGAGUGAUGCCUCAGAAAGUAAUAAAGAAACUCGUGCAACCUUAGAAAAGCUGCAGAAUGGCCAUACGCCUAAAAAAUAUGCUUUAGAUGCUGGACGGCAGCAGUUAAGCUCUAAGGUAGGGAAACCUAUGAACGCGAAGCGGUUUCCCGAGAGGAUAAUUUCAUUGCUGCCUUCCGCCACCGAAAUUUUGUUAGAUAUUGGUGUUGGAGAUCGACUGAUAGCCAUAACGGAUAUGUGCGACAGGCCUCUUGGGGUCAAAUCAAGACGUCAUAUUGUGUGUUCGAGCAAAGUAGAUGUUGGCUCCAUGUCCAGCAAGAACGUGGACUUUGCGUUAAAAGCACUAGCAGCCAAGAAGGAGAGUCAUUGUCGGUUGGACGUGUCAUGGUUGAGUAAAGCGAAACCUGACCUCAUUAUUUCUCAAGAUACAUGUGAACAAUGCGAUAUGCAUGAUAACACUUUGACCACUAUGUUGGCUAAGCUUGGCAUAGUAAGCAAGAGCAUCACAAAAUUGGUCACAUUCAGCCCUAAAACGAUAACUGAUAUGUUAGCUUCAAUAAUGACUCUGGGAGAAGCUGUUGGUCUCUAUUCUGAAGCAUGCUUGCUGGUUGAUUCACUCCGAGCCCGGCUUCGGCGUGUGGCAGCCUCGGUGGCAAAUCAAGACAGGCCUCGGGUUUUGCUACUCCAAGGGAUAGAUCCUUUGCAAUUGGGAGGGCACUGGGCGUUCGAAAUGGUGACUCUUGCUGGAGGUUCCGAAGGGUUGCAAAAACCUGGGUGUCCCCCAGAAACUUUUCAUUUUCAACGACUGAUUGCUUAUGCUCCAGAAGUUCUUAUCCUAGCACCACGCUGGUCCAGCUUGGAUCGAAGUUUGGCAGAGGUUGAGAUUCUUGGGCGCAUACCGGAAUUCUGGUCCAUCCCUGCGGUGGAGAGGAGGGAAGUGUACAUAUGUGACCAUUCUUGCUUCAGCUUUCCUGGUCCAAGGCUUGUGGAGGGCGUGGAGCUGCUUGCGCAUAUCCUGCACCCAUCAGUAUCAAUGAAGAUGGUCAAAGAAGCAGUAUUAAAGUUCUCAUUACCUGUUGGCCAGAGUUGUCGUCCUGAGGAUUUAACGCAUCAUUUCCAUGCGUUUCAAUAGCCUUCCAGUUCGAGCCUUCUGAAGUCUAGAUACAUUCAAAGUUGUACAUUAAUCAUUCAUCUAAUGGCCUUGGGAAAUAACCCUGAUAAGGAAUUCACAGGCCUUUAUUUUGUAGGUUGGUGGCGGAGUAAUGAUUAGUGAUCCUAGAUGUUAAUCGCGUUGGAAUAUUGGCUUGUGACCGAGUCAUUAAUUCAGCGAUUGGUUCAGGUGUAUUUUAAAGCAAAAUAAGAGGAUGCUAUCGUACAAAGAGGUCUGUAGUUC
This is a messenger RNA of Physcomitrium patens, 4485 nucleotides long. RefSeq lists its product as uncharacterized. Gene Ontology annotation, molecular function: cobyrinic acid a,c-diamide synthase activity. The record is from RefSeq and is a predicted model, not a curated record. NCBI's taxonomy places the organism in Eukaryota, Viridiplantae, Streptophyta, Bryopsida, Funariales, Funariaceae.